Rhinocladiella mackenziei CBS 650.93 is the source of this 753-nucleotide messenger RNA. RefSeq lists its product as uncharacterized. Lineage: Eukaryota; Fungi; Ascomycota; Eurotiomycetes; Chaetothyriales; Herpotrichiellaceae. The record is from RefSeq and is a predicted model, not a curated record. The coding region runs from base 1 to 753 and encodes 250 amino acids. The transcript has a single exon. Gene Ontology annotation, molecular function: oxidoreductase activity.
AUGCCUUCCCGUAACCCCCGCACCAUCGCUCUCAUCUCCGGCGCCAACAAAGGCAUCGGUCUCGCCGUGACGAGUACCCUCGCCAGCCAGCAUGGCUACCACGUCAUCGUGGGCUCUCGAAACCUCGAAGCAGGCGAGCAAUUCGCAGCGAGCCUAAGAGCAGCCGGUCAUGGCGCCUCAAGCGUCCAACUUGAUCUCAACUCCGAGUCUUCAAUCAAUGCUACCAUCCAGACAAUCAACCAAGAGUUCGGAUACCUCGACGUCCUGGUGAAUAACGCCGCCAUCUUCCAUGAUGUGAUUCCCUGGAUAGACAGGCCGACUUUGGGUGCUUUCGAGCUCUUCAGCACCACAUUCGCGACGAAUGUCGUCGGCACGGCUGUCUUGACCGACGGACUCUUGUCUCUGCUGCAAAAGGCCCAGGCGAAGCCCGCGCGCAUAGUCUUCGUCUCGGGCAGACUGGGGAGUUUAACUUACGCGUUUGAGGAUAAGAAGAGAUUUCCGGAUUGGAAAGCGUACAGCGCGAGUAAGGCUGCUGUGAAUAUGCUGACAAUCAAAUACGCCGAACUCCUGGAAGAUGAGGGGAUGAAGGUCAAUGUUUGGAUCCCGGCCUUGUGGACACAGAUCUGUCCGGAUAAUGCGGAGGGAUCUGUUCUACCAGAGGUCGGUGCCAUAGGAAUUGUGCGGAUGGCAACUCUGGAGGAGGAUGGACCGAUUGGGACGUUCAGUGACCGCAAUGGGCCGCUCGCAUGGUAA